UUUGUGAAAAAUAGCUAAAUUGUUUUCCCCUAUUUCAUGAAAAAUUCAUUGAAUUUUCAAAGAUUUAAACAUCAAGAAAAGCGUGAAAACGUCAAUAAAUAUUCACAAUUAAAUAAGAUUAACGAAAACGGAAAGAGUACGCAAAAAUACGAUAAAAAAGUACAAGGCGUAUGUUAUUGAACGGAGCACAUAAAUGUAUAAAUAAAGAAAAAAUACAAUUUUCCGAAGUUUUUUUUUUUUUUUUGUUCAAAAAGUAUUGUUUCAAUGAACAACAAAGAUAAUAAUGGAUUGAAAAUUGGAAAAGAAAACAAAUAAAUGAAUGAAUAGAUUGAUUGAAAAAAUGUAAAAUGCAGUUCAAUGAGUUCAACGUUGAUAAUGAAGAGAAGUUAAGGCGAGUGAAGGCAAUUUAAGCUGAAGGAGACAUUUAAGACUUUAUUUUUUAAUAAUGCAAUAUAUAAUUUGUGGCUUUGAUGUGUUAGAGAAACGCUCCAGCGAGCGUAAAACUUAUCAACAACACUACGCUUGCAACUAUAACUGGAAUAUUGUUUUAAUAGAUAAACAAAAAUCUAGCAUAAUAGAACAUAACAAAAUAACCAGCCGAGAGAUUUGAUUAAGAAUUCAACGAAAAUUUUGUAAAUAUAUUAGGAAGAAGUAUUUCAUAAAGAGUAACAGAAACAACAAGGGAAACGUUUUGCCAAUUGUAGUUGUAGACCACAACGCAACACUUGUGAUAAAACAGUUGCAAUAUUUUUAUUUAGAAGCAAAAUAAAACAAACGAGUAGAAAAAUUUUAAUUACCCAACGACAACAGACGUAGCAAUAAUCACGAUUUUACGGCAACUAAUCGAACGUAAAACCUUACAACUCUUCGCCGUAACAUCCCUUACCUGUUCAUUAACAACUAUCACCACCACCUCCAUCACAAAUACCGCAAAUUCAUCAUUAACCGCCAAACUGUUGUCACUACUAACGCAAACAUUUUACUAUUCACCAUCAAAAGCAUCAUUCAAGCAAAGGCAAUUUGUAAUGUUGUCUGACCUCGAUGAUUCCGAUGAGUUGGACACCAUUGCAGAUGUUAUGGGUCUUCGUGCCCAGAAGCCUCUCAACACAUUUCGUGAAAUGUGGUAUCACAUAUUCUUAUGGGCAUUAUUCUCUUCAAUAUUCAUACACACUUGUGCCGCUUUGGUAGCCUUUGUAACGCUACGCAAACAUAAAUUCGGUCGCUUCUUCUCCAUAUUGAUAUUAGUAAUGGGCUUUCUAUCGCCCGCUGUUAGCGGCAUUAUCAGUAGUGCCGUUAUAGCAUUUGUGCAUCGUGCCUCUAGCUUACCCAUGUCUCCUAUUAUUGCCAUGAUCUGGGGUAUGGGUCAAACAAUCGUUUCGGCCUGCCUAGGUUUUACACGAAUACUGGCUACGCUGUAAAACAUUGUUUUACGUUCAUUUUAUUGUUUUUCUUCGUUUUGUUUGUUAUCGUUCCUCCUUCGUAUUCCUUCCUUUGUUGUAUAAUAGUUAUGAUAAGUCUACAAAGGCAAAUUCUUUCUCUAAAUGAACGGAGAAUCAUUUUCAUCACAUAUAUAUGUAUAUUUUAGAAUACCGCUUUUUAUUAUUAUUAUUAUUAUUAUUAAGUAUAAGCUUUAACUAAAAUUAUACAUUCACACAUGAGUACAUACACGUAUAUAAACAUAUAAGUUCGUUGCUGCACGAAAAGUAAAAGUAAAACAAAUGGGAAAACAUUUAUACAUAAAUA
Molecule: messenger RNA, 1743 nt
Organism: Glossina fuscipes
Lineage: Eukaryota; Metazoa; Arthropoda; Insecta; Diptera; Glossinidae
Product: transmembrane protein 170A
Exons: 2
Coding region: 1026-1418 (130 amino acids)
Source: RefSeq, a predicted model, not a curated record